Molecule: messenger RNA, 3644 nt
Organism: Diceros bicornis minor
Lineage: Eukaryota; Metazoa; Chordata; Mammalia; Perissodactyla; Rhinocerotidae
Gene: SOCS5
Product: suppressor of cytokine signaling 5
Exons: 4
Coding region: 567-2177 (536 amino acids)
Biological process (GO): intracellular signal transduction; positive regulation of proteasomal ubiquitin-dependent protein catabolic process; cell surface receptor signaling pathway via JAK-STAT
Cellular component (GO): phosphatidylinositol 3-kinase complex
Molecular function (GO): 1-phosphatidylinositol-3-kinase regulator activity
Source: RefSeq, a predicted model, not a curated record
CUCCGUCCGGAGGAAGCGAGAGUGCGCUCGCUCGGGCAGUCAGAGGGGACAGGACGGGACCGGCGGGCGGGCCGGCGGAUUCGCCCUUUCGGUGACUGCGCUGUCCGGGCCCGUCCUGCCUGGCCGCAGGUGCCCCUGGAUGAGGCCGCCCCGCGCGCCCCGGCCGGGCUGCAUCUACCAAAGGGAUGUGAACGAUUGGGUCUCCUAAUCAGCGUAUGAUUGUCCUGAAGGCUCGAGACAGUGAUUGUGAUGUUGUAAAGGACCUCAUCCACUUCCCUUCCUUUCGGAUGAGCUUACUGAGACCCAGAGAACCAGACUGAAACUAAGGCAGACAGCUGAUGCAUCAUAGGGGGUCCCUGGGACUGUGAGGUGCCAGUGCAGCUGGGCCCAGGACAGUAAGGCCCUUGAUAUGAGUCUGUGCUCUGGAGGAGGCAAGAAGAGCUGCCAGCUCCUUCUUCUGGGUGUCAGCAUCCUCUCUUUCACAUGGUUGUGAGAAGGCGGUAUUGAAUUCAAGCAGUGAGCUUGCCAUAGUCCUGAGUUACAGACAUCCUGAGAUCUUAUAAUCAAUGGAUAAAGUGGGAAAAAUGUGGAAUAACUUCAAAUACAGGUGCCAGAAUCUCUUUGGUCAUGAGGGAGGAAGCCGUAGUGAAAAUGUGGACAUGAACUCCAACAGAUGUUUGUCUGUCAAGGAGAAAAACAUCAGUCUAGGAGACUCAGCUCCUCAGCAACAGAGCAGCCCCUUAAGAGAAAAUGUUGCCUUACAACUGGGAGUAAGCCCUUCAAAGAAUUCUUCAAGGAGAAACCAAAACUGUGCCACUGAAAUUCCUCAGAUUGUUGAAAUAAGCAUUGAAAAGGAUAAUGAUUCGUGUGUCACCCCAGGAACAAGACUUGCAAGAAGAGAUUCCUACUCACGACAUGCUCCAUGGGGUGGGAAGAAAAAACAUUCCUGUUCUACAAAGACACAAAGUUCAUUGGAUACCGAUAAAAAAUUUGGUAGAACUCGAAGUGGACUUCAAAGGAGAGAGAGGCGCUAUGGCGUAAGCUCCGUACAUGAUAUGGACAGCAUUUCCAGCAGAACCGGAGGAAGUCGCUCUCUGAGACAGAGGUUGCAGGAUACUGUGGGCUUGUGUUUUCCCAUGAGAACUUACAACAAGCAGUCAAAGCCCCUCUUUUCUAAUAAAAGAAAAAUACACCUUUCUGAAUUAAUGCUUGAGAAAUGCCCUUUUCCUGCUGGCUCAGAUUUAGCCCAAAAAUGGCAUUUGAUUAAACAGCAUACAGCCCCUGUGAGCCCACAUUCAACAUUUUUUGAUACAUUUGAUCCAUCUUUGGUUUCCACAGAAGAUGAAGAAGAUAGGCUUAGAGAAAGAAGGCGGCUCAGUAUUGAAGAAGGGGUUGACCCCCCUCCCAAUGCACAAAUACAUACAUUUGAAGCCACUGCACAGGUUAAUCCGUUAUACAAACUGGGACCAAAGUUAGCUCCUGGAAUGACUGAAAUAAGUGGGGACAGUUCUGCACUUCCACAAGCUAGUUGUGACUCAGAAGAGGACACCACCACCCUGUGUUUGCAGUCACGUAGGCAGAAGCAGCGUCAGGUGUCGGGAGACAGCCAUGCCCACGUGAGCAGACAGGGAGCUUGGAAGGUCCACACGCAGAUUGAUUACAUACACUGCCUCGUGCCCGAUUUGCUUCAGAUUACAGGUAAUCCUUGUUACUGGGGAGUGAUGGACCGUUAUGAAGCGGAAGCCCUUCUUGAAGGGAAACCUGAAGGCACAUUUUUGCUCAGGGACUCUGCGCAAGAGGACUACCUCUUCUCUGUGAGCUUCCGUCGCUACAACAGAUCCCUGCAUGCCCGCAUUGAACAGUGGAAUCACAACUUUAGUUUUGACGCUCAUGACCCAUGUGUAUUUCACUCCUCCACUGUAACAGGACUUUUGGAACAUUAUAAAGAUCCCAGUUCUUGCAUGUUCUUUGAACCAUUGCUUACUAUAUCACUAAACAGGACUUUCCCUUUUAGCCUGCAAUAUAUCUGCCGGGCAGUCAUCUGCAGAUGCACUACGUAUGAUGGGAUUGAUGGGCUCCCUUUACCGUCAAUGUUACAGGAUUUUUUAAAAGAGUAUCAUUAUAAACAAAAAGUCAGAGUUCGCUGGUUAGAGCGAGAACCAGUCAAGGCGAAGUAAACUCUCCUGUCCCCAAAGAGCAUUAACUAGAUCUGCUUUUAUGUGCAUCGACAGUACACCUAUAGCAAGCACACAUAUCAGUGUUAGGUUUUUUCAGUACAGUAUGUAAGCUUAGUGUUAGUAUCUGUCAGAUGCGAUCUGCUGUUACUUACUCGGAUAAACGUGGUGCCUAUUGAGACAACAGAGGAUAGAGCUACCGAUGUUCAGUAAGGCUACAAAAACAUCUUGCCAGUUUAGCUAACAGUUUGGUUUUUAAUGGCUGUAGUAAUUGAGUGACACAACUCUGGGGCAUUUGCUAUGAAGAAUACUCUUUCUUACUGAAGAACAAAUUAUUAAUAUUGGAUGAGUAUUUCAACAGUGUGACUAAUGUUUGAAAUUAUUAUUUUUUUCUAAGAAUUUUUCUAUAACCUUCCAAAAGUAGUAAUGUUUGUAGUUACUAUAAAUCAAGUUUUGGAAGUCCAAAAAAUAAAGACUGCCUUCCUUUUAGGAAAAAAUGCAAUUUUCUGGCCACAAGGGCAUAGUGCAGUUCACUUAAGUGUUGAUAUAGUUCAUAGUCAGUCUCCUUUUCUCUUCUGCGAAAGGUACGGUUAAGUAAACCAGGUUUUCUAAAUAGUAGUUCUUAAAAUUUCAGACUUAUAAAGUUGGUAGUAGAAUUUUAUUUAAAGGCCUUAGGUAUUAAUUUUUUUAAUGAGUGCUUUAACUCAAAAUACAUUGGGAAUAGCUGCUACAACGUGGUCCUGUGUGUGUUUUUAAGUUAACGUGCAGUCUAAUCAUUGAUUCAUUAAAGUUGGAUCUUUUCCUAUGCCCAUGAUGAGUUUGUGAACCAUGAAAAAAAUGAGACUAGAAGAGGGCCAAACAAGUCUGAUAAUAACAACUACAGUGGUUGCUGAUGUUGAGAUUAUUGAUAACUGUAAUUAAUAAUUUGGAUGGCAGUAUUUAUCUCUUCGUUGUAAACUCAUAGCUGAAUUGCUUAAGUACAAUUUAUAGAAUUUCAGUGCAGUUAAUUUUUACUGGAAACUCUUAAACCUAAAUUGCAGAUUUAAAAGGUACUGUACGACCAUUGUAUCUGUAAAUAACUUUACUUAGCACCUUUUUGUCACUUAGAAUAGUAUGCAAUACUACUUGAGUGAGCUAUUUUGGAAGAAUACCAAGUUCUAGUGUUUGCUUCUUAGUAUCAAACUGAAUUUACAGUUCUGUCCUAGACAUUUUGCACUAAAGUAGUCAAAACCAUUCUUGUGUCUUUUUGUUAAUGUGUUCUGUACCACUGGUGAGUGCUCCUUAGUUUCCUUACCUGCUGCUACAGAAAGUUAUUUUACAUCCCGAUGGCUAUUGCCAAGGCUACAAAAAAGAAAAGCUAUAUUUGUAUGCAACACUAACCCUUUAACUGCUAAUGUAUGUUUCUGCUUGCUGUGCCUUGUUAUGGCUGCUUUUUUGUGCUAAUAAAGUAUGUUUGGUGUUCUCCUUGUA